Molecule: messenger RNA, 2210 nt
Organism: Schistocerca cancellata (South American locust)
Lineage: Eukaryota; Metazoa; Arthropoda; Insecta; Orthoptera; Acrididae
Product: peptidoglycan-recognition protein SD-like
Exons: 5
Coding region: 76-879 (267 amino acids)
Biological process (GO): peptidoglycan catabolic process
Molecular function (GO): N-acetylmuramoyl-L-alanine amidase activity; zinc ion binding
Source: RefSeq, a predicted model, not a curated record
GGCAGUCACUAAGUGGCCGGCGUGUGGUGCGGUACGGUGCUGUGGAGUGGUGAGGCGUGGCGUGUACACUGAGCGAUGAGCAACUGCAACACGGGUGCGGGCGCCGCCAUCCUGUCAGCCCGCGCUGCCGCAGAAACAACACCUCUGCUCCGACCAGACAGACAUGCUGAUGAUGGUGAUGAUGCCAGUGGAGAUAAUCAGAGUUCCAUUAACUGGAGACGUCACCUGAAGAUAAGAUGCACCAACUCAGCACAAAUUUUCAACAUUAUUGCUCUGAGCAUUAUACUCUUUGGUGGUGUUAUUGUAUCAGUCUGGCUGUAUAUUGACAGACCUGGUAACACGCAGUCCUGUGAUGAAAGAUGUAUGUUACAUUUAACCACACGUCAGGACUGGGGUGCUGAGCCACCCAGAAAAAACAUUUCUCGAGGGGCACGACCAGCAGUAUACGUCAUCAUCUCACACACUGUAACUUCCCCAUGUAAUUCAUCUGUAGCAUGCAAGUCUGAACUCAAGGCCAUGCAGUUAAAUAACUUCAAAAGAAAUUUUACUGACAUCAAGUACAGCUUUCUUGUUGGAGGAGAUGGGUUCACUUAUGAAGGUCGUGGCUUCGAAGCUGAGAAUGCCAUUGCACCACAUUUUGAUCCCACGUCUCUGGGAAUUGCCUUUAUUGGAAAUUUUGAGUCUGUUACUCCACCAGAAGAGCAGCUAAAUCAGGCAAAAUCAUUGAUACAAGAAGCUCUUUACCAACAAAAGCUUUCACAUGAUUACAAACUGGUGGCCCACCGACAAGUCGCUCACACAGAGAGUCCUGGAUUUGCGUUAUUCAGUAUUAUCAAAACCUGGAAACACUGGGAAAAUUGUUACAUGGAGAGCUGUUGAUGUUGCAUUUUAAGAUAAUGUCUAUGGCUAGCAUGAAUUCGUUAAUGAAUCAUUUUAGGCACACAGUUGUGUUUAUUAAUAUUCAUUAAUUCAUUUAUUUUAUUUAUUUAUUUAUUUACUUAUUUCAUAGACAAGUGGUCACUGUCCACAAGUGUCUUUUAAAUCAUAUCUCACAUGGUUGUUAACUUUUGUUUUCUAAUUAAAAGGAAAAAAGCAUGAAUUUGUAUUUUAUGAAUCAGUGUUCUGAUAGAACUUCCCUCAGAACAAUUUUGUGAUUUUGGUACAGUAAUUCUAAAUACAGCCAAAACCUGAUAUAAACUUGGAUCUUAAGCAAGACCUACAGGAAUUACCUCAAGACAAAAUAUAUGGCCAAGCCUCAUAACAGCACCACGUACUGUAAUUAUUAUGCAGCAUUAGAUGUAAGUAUGCCUGUAACCAACUGUCUACCAUCAACUGUCACCACCAAACUGUGUCUAACCACAAACUCAACUACCUACUGGCAGAACAUAGUGCACACGGUGACACCAAUUACUUCAGCAUUUGUUCCCAUACCCAUGCAAUUCGGAUCUUCUCAAGCAUGAUCUCAUCUGAAGUGCACAGGUGGGACUGUUCCUCUAGCACAUUUUCCAUUCCUGCAAUCCCCGUCCUUCCCCCAGUCCUAAAUCCCUAACAGUUGUCAUUUUCAGUUGAGCAAAUACUUGAUAAUGAUGUGCUCUGUUACAUGUGUGUCUGCCACCUAUCAGUCAUCUGUAGAUGAGAGGCUGCAUUUACACAUUUCAUGUAUUAGAAUAAAAUAAUUUAUUAUUUUAUUUGUAAUAAAACAGUUGUGAGAGUCUGUGACUAAAAACAAUAUUGCUGCCAGUCAUAAUUUUUAACAAUAUCUUGAGAUGUUUGGGUUAUAAUUCUCAUUCUCAAGCACUUUUUCCCUUUUACAAAACUUUAUGAAAUUUGCUGUGCUUGAGCUAUUGCACUGUUCUGAAAGCUCCACUGUAAUACAAAUGCAUGCUGCACAAAGUCUUGGCAUCGUGGAGAUUCGAUUUUGUAGUGUUUUUGCAGUAUUGCAGUCUAAAAGGUCUGUAAAUUAUUCCAUAGAGCUUCAACAUUACAUGACGUCCGUUUUCUGACCUUUGUGUCAAAUUAAUCCCAUAAGAGUUCAAUGGAAUUUAAGUCAGAUGACUGACUUGACCAAAUCACAUUCUUCAGUUCCCUGCAUUCCUCUUUUCUAUUGACACAAUUUAGAAGCAUAUUUGGCAUCAUUGCCCUGCUUCAGAACAAACCCACAACCUGUAAGUCUCCUGCCAGAUGGAACUGCACUGUUGAUCAGUAUUCUG